AUGCAGCAACGUCGAGAUGAAAUCCUUGCGAAAAAGGCCAAGCUUGCGGAACUCAAGCGACAGAGAGAACUUCGAGCUAGCCAGGCCAGUGCUGGCCGCCCAAGCCUAGGUGGCGGUGAUUUAAUAUCGCCGACUCCUAGUAGAGCAGACAACCGCCGCGAAAUCGAAUCUCUCAUCAACAGUCUAGUUGGCGAGAGCCGACCUGGCUCAACAACGACGGGAGGCGCCGCAUCCCCUGGUGGCCCUCGUGCCAGCAGACCGAACAGCGUCCUAAGUGCAGGAGAACUUAGCAACGAGACAUCCGAGUCCGCAGCAGUCUCGGUUGCCGCUCCUCCGCCACCACAACUCAGCACAGCACCUCUGACGACGGUAUAUGAGUGUCCACCAUCUCCGGUCAAGGAGGUCUUUUCCUACAGCAAAGGCGUUCAGACUUCAGACGAAUGGCCCCCGCCAGCGAGACACCGAUCGCAGUCAACCGUGUCAGUUAGCGAUGACUUGACGGGGACCACAAACUCGCCAAAUAAGAGGCAAAGUAGGAGAGAAAGAGAUAGGGAGGAGGAGUUACGCCAGAAGAUUCGUGAGGAAGUAGAGGACGAGCUGCGAGCAGCCAAAGAGUCUCUUGCUGACGGCACUGCCACGGCACUACCAGCGUCAUCCGCCAACUAUCCAUCCAGAGAGUUGACUGUAGAGGAGUUGGAGGCUGUUACACGGUCUGAGGCAUUUGUUGACUUUCUUGACCAAUCUACCAAGGUCAUCGAACGAGCCCUUGACCAGGAAACCUACGAUAUUUUGACAGAUUAUGCCUUGCAGGGCAAGGAUCAGGAUGAAGAUGAUGAAGAAAGCGGUAACACUGGCGGCCGUGGCUCGCAUAGGAUAAAGGAAGUCGCUCAGUUCUUCGACGAUCGAUGGUCAAAAAAGCGAAUGAUUAGCGGCAUUGAUUUCUCCCCAAAGUUUAGUGAGUUAUUGCUCGCAUCGUAUACCAAGAACCCCACGGCGCCUCACGAACCCGACGGCCUUGUUCAAGUUUGGAACACGCAUAUGCACGACCGCCCCGAAUAUGUUUUCACCGCCCAAUCCGAUAUUCUCACUGCGAAAUUCUCUCCCUAUCAUCCAAACUUAAUCAUUGGCGGAUCCUACAGCGGACAAGUUCUUCUCUGGGACACGAGAGCGAAAGCUGCUCCUGUGCAAAAGACUCCACUGACGGGGUACGGCCACGCGCACCCUAUUUACUCUGUCAACAUUGUCGGAACGCAGAAUGCGAACAACAUCAUCUCCUGUUCAACGGACGGCGUUGUCUGUGGGUGGAGUAUGGACGUCUUCGCGCAGCCGCAAGAGCUUCUGGAACUGAAGAAUCCCAGCCAGGCCAAAGUGGCUGUGGAGGAUGUCAGCCCAACAUGUGUGUCUUUCCCUCAAACAGACCCUACGUUCUUUCUUGUUGGAAGUGAAGAAGGUACAAUCUUUCCAUGCCAUAGAUACGACCGGGCUGGCGCCAAGGCUGGAGUAGAUAAGAAGAUCAGCUACAAGGGUCACACAGCUCCCGUCAUGUCUGUUGAUUUCCAUCCGUCCCGCGGCCCCAUCGACUUGGGGGACUUGAUUAUUUCAUCCUCGCUUGACUGGAGCGUGAAGCUCUGGAAGGUUCGUGCGCCAGCCGCCACCUCUACAAUUGGGGCAGGGGAUGGCAGUGUUACACCACUAAUUGACUUCGUCCGGGAAGAUGUUGUGUAUGAUGCCAAGUGGUCGCCAGUGAAGCCAAGCGUCUUUGCUCUGGUCGAUGGCGCUGGAUGGUUAGAACUCUGGGAUAUUGCGGUGGAAACUGAAGAGCCCAUCUCACGAAUCUCCCCUAGUCAGCGCCAAGACGGGAGAACGAUGCUCUCCAAGAGCUUGAACAAGCUGGCAUGGGAGCCAAACGAUGGCAAGCGGUUGGCUACUGGCGGCAUAGAUGGUUCAUUGACAGUGUUUGAAGUAGGUAGUGGCUUGGGUGGCAAGGAGGGAUUGAAGAAUGAGGAAUGGACCAAUGUCAAAAAGUUGGUGAAUCGAGUCGAAGCAGUUGGCUUGAAUGGGGCUAUGAUGGUGUAG
This is a messenger RNA of Metarhizium brunneum ARSEF 3297, 2076 nucleotides long. RefSeq lists its product as uncharacterized. The record is from RefSeq and is a predicted model, not a curated record. Gene Ontology annotation, biological process: transport along microtubule. NCBI's taxonomy places the organism in Eukaryota, Fungi, Ascomycota, Sordariomycetes, Hypocreales, Clavicipitaceae. Gene Ontology annotation, cellular component: cytoplasmic dynein complex. Gene Ontology annotation, molecular function: dynein light chain binding; dynein heavy chain binding.